AUGGGCAGCGACGCUCUUGUCCCGUCGAUUCUCGCCGUCUUGCUCCUCGACUCUGAGGGCAAUCGAAUCAUAGCCAAGUACUACCAAGGAUUUCAGAGCUGCGCGGUCGAGCAGGGUAAAUUCGAGGCUAAACUCUUUAAGAAAACCAAAAACACUAAUACAACCAGAAGCGAUGCUGAUGUGAUCAUCUUAUUUCGCUCUGUACAGGCAAUCUUCCGAUGUGGUGCUGAUACGCGCUUCUACGUCCUCGGGGCUGCCGGUGAGAACGAGAUUAUUCUAAACAUGGUGCUCGAUGGACUCUUUGAGGCUCUGCACUUGCUUCUCCGGGGACAGCUUGAAAGCCGGGCUCUUCUCGACAACCUGGAAACAGUUAUGCUCGCUGUCGACGAGCUCGCAAGCGUCGACGGUGGGGUUAUACUGGAGACAGAUGCCCAGUCCAUCUCCAAUCGAGUAAUGAUGAGAGGUGUUGAGGGUACGCAGCCCAUCACUGAUAUGUCCAUGUCUCAAGCCAUUGCCUCCGCCAAAGAUCAGCUGUUCAAGAGCUAG
Molecule: messenger RNA, 546 nt
Organism: Aureococcus anophagefferens
Lineage: Eukaryota; Pelagophyceae; Pelagomonadales; Pelagomonadaceae
Exons: 5
Coding region: 1-546 (181 amino acids)
Biological process (GO): retrograde vesicle-mediated transport, Golgi to endoplasmic reticulum; intracellular protein transport; intra-Golgi vesicle-mediated transport
Cellular component (GO): COPI vesicle coat
Source: RefSeq, a predicted model, not a curated record